AGACAUAAAAUGACAGGUUAACUUCAUAAUCAAGUAAUUCCUAGUAACAUUUUUGUUUGUUCCACAUUCAGAGAAAAUUAAUAAAAUUGCAAACCAAAAAUGAGUGUUAAGUGCUAAAUAGUUGCCUUUGAAUAUAAGAAAUGGAAAAUAAUAUGGAAGACAUUGACCAAAUAGUGAAUUCAACGGAAAAUGAAUUGGUUUAUAUAAAACAGGAGAACAGUGAUUAUCUUGAAUUGGAAAUGGAUCAAAUUAGUUUUAAGGAAGAAAUCAGUAUUUUUAACGAAAAUAUGGAACAAGAUUUUGAUGAGAAAACAAUACCACAUCUAUCAAGUGCUUCAAAUGAAAAUAUGGAUAGUUUGAAGAAAGAUUUGGAUGAAAAACCAUUCCCACAUAUAAGUGCUUUAAUCGAUAAUAAACAUAAUAUUAUACAAGAGGAAAAUGAUUAUUUAAAUAGUGAUUUUAUGAUUGAUUAUAAUGUUCAGGACAAAACAGAUUGUAAUUACUCAGAUAAACAGUAUGAAAGGAAUGAAAACAAAUGGAAAUAUCCUUCGGGUAAAUAUAGGAGGGCAAUUAAAUUGAGAGGAAAAUUAUUCGAUGGAAAAUAUAUAAAUAAACAUAAUCAGUUUAAUGGUAUAUUCAUCUGUCAAGUAUGUGGAAAAAUGUGUGUGAAAAUGAAAGAAUAUCUUCUACAUACUUCAACAGAACAUUUUUUUAAACAAAAAAAGAAAAACGUUGAUAAAACGCAAUUAAUAUCGACUGUUUCGAUUAAAAAAGAAAUCGAUUUUGAUAAUACCCCAUUCAAAUGUAAUAUUUGCUCUAAAACUUUCGAACAACCAAAUAAUUUGAGUAUACACUUGCGUCAACACACUGAGAAAAAUUCUUUUAAAUGUGAAAUUUGUUCUAAAUAUUUCCCAACUAAAUCUAAUCUGAAAAAGCAUAAACGCAGUCACACAAUUGAUAAACCGUAUAAAUGCGAUGUCUGUUCGAAAUUAUUCGCCUAUAAAUAUUUAUUGACUUAUCAUUUGCGUCAACAUACGGGGGAAAAACCAUUUAAAUGCGAUAAAUGUACAAAAUCCUUCCCUUCCAAUAACACUUUACAAAAACACCAAAAAUGUCACACGGACGAAAGACCACAUAAAUGCGACGUUUGUUCGAAAGCUUUCAAAACAAAAUAUUGCUUGGACAUUCAUUUGCUUCGCCAUACGGGAGAAAAACCGUUAAAAUGCGACAUUUGUUUGAAACCGUUCGUCUGUAAAAGCGAAUUGAAGUGGCACACUCGCAUUCAUACGGGAAAAGGUUUGUUCAAAUGUGAAAUUUGUUCGAAAUCCUACGCACAUAAAGUUUCUUUGAUCUACCAUGUACGUAAACACACGGGGGAGAGACCGUUUAAAUGCGACAUCUGUUCGAAAUCCUUCCCUUCCAAUAGCACCUUACAAAAACAUAAGAAAUGUCACACGGACGAAAGACCGUUCGAAUGUGACGUUUGUUCGAAAAAAUUCAAAACAAAAUCUUGCUUGGACGCACAUUCGCUGAUCCACACCGGCGACAAACCGUUCAGAUGCGAAAUUUGUUCGAAAUCUUUCCAACGAAAAUGCAAUUUAACCUCACACGCCCACGUCCAUACACGAAAAAAACCAAAUUACCCCCUCUAUCGACACGUAAAAGAAAAACCUUUCGAAUGUGAUAUUUGUUCGAAAUCUUUCCAACGAAUAAGCCAUUUAACUCUACAUACUCGCGUCCAUACACGAAAUAAACUUUUCGAUUGUCCCUCGUACCGAAGAAAUGGCGAUUCGUCGGCGCACUCUCGUAUCCACGCCGAAGAAAAACCCUUCGAAUGCGAAAUUUGUUCGAAAUCGUAUUUUUGCAAAAGCAAGCUGAAAUCGCAUAUGUGUGUCCAUACGGGGGUGGGUUUGUUCAAAUGCGAAAUCUGCUUAAAAUCCUACGCACACAAAGAUUCGUUGAUGUAUCAUUUACGAACACAUACGGGGGAAAAACCGUUUAAAUGUAACAUUUGUUCGAAAGCCUUCCCUUCGAAAAGCACUUUACAAAAACAUAAGACGUGUCACACGGACGAAAGACCGUUCGAAUGUGACGUUUGUUCGAAAACGUUCAAGUUAAAAUCGUCCCUCAACUCCCAUUCGCGGAUCCACACCGGCGAAAAACCGUUCGAAUGUGAAAUUUGUGCGAAAUCUUUCCAACGAAAAAGCAAUUUAAACUUACACACUCGCGUCCACACCAAGAAGAAACUUUCCAAUCACCACUUGUAUCCGAACAUAAUAGGAAAACAUUUCAAAUGUGAAAUUUGUUCGAAAUCGUUCCGACAAAAAAGCGAUCUAACCUCACAUUCUUGUCUCCAUACCGAUGAAAAACCUUUCGAAUGCCAUAUAUGUUCAGUAUCUUUUUCCCAUAAAGGUAAUUUAACUUCCCAUAUGCGUCUCCAUGCGAGGGGAAAUUUGUUCGAUUGUUUUAGCGUGACGUCAUAUAGAUUCGAGACCUUCAAGUUGUAAGGUGCUCAAGAAAUAUGCGUCCCCGCGAAAAUCUUUUUAUAUUUCGAACUAAAUCGAUAUAUUUUCCUCAUAAAUUCAUCGAGGGCGAGAUCUUUUCACUCCUUCCUAUAUAUCAUGGUCUCCUUCGAACGAUUUUGUUAGACAACGCCGAACAUCUUCAUCACCCCGUAUAAUAUGUGAGGUGUGUGCCGUUUAUCCCACUCGAAUCCAAUCACCGCAAAAAUUUCCAUGCUAACCACCUGUUUCUGACGUAUAUAGUUUUUUCGAUAAAGUCUGUAUCAUAUAUUACAUAUACCCCCUGUAUAAUAUGUUAUAAGUGAAGUUGCAGGCGGAACAGCUGUCGUGUUGGGGCGUCCCAUGCUGACGAAAUAUUAAAUUUUCAGACCCUUCCUUGUAUAUGAACCUACUCACUUUUAUAACAAUCAGAAUUCGAAUCAUUUUUUCUCAGUGUACCUUCAAUUUUGUUAUAAAUUUGAUAGAUUUUUAAUUGUAUGACUAAUUGUUUGUUGAAAUUUUGAAUUUUCAUCCAUUUCAAAUGAUGUAAAUUAUAUUUAUGGUACAUAAUUAUCUUUUUAUUUUCAAAAAACAAUAAAGUCGAUUGAUAUUUUGUGA
Messenger RNA from Diorhabda sublineata, 3119 nucleotides. Its product is annotated as zinc finger protein 271-like. The transcript has 2 exons. The record is from RefSeq and is a predicted model, not a curated record. Lineage: Eukaryota; Metazoa; Arthropoda; Insecta; Coleoptera; Chrysomelidae. Gene Ontology annotation, biological process: regulation of transcription by RNA polymerase II. Gene Ontology annotation, molecular function: RNA polymerase II cis-regulatory region sequence-specific DNA binding; DNA-binding transcription factor activity. Bases 141 to 2507 code for a protein of 788 amino acids.